This is a messenger RNA of Paraphaeosphaeria sporulosa, 860 nucleotides long. Its product is annotated as P-loop containing nucleoside triphosphate hydrolase protein. Gene Ontology annotation, biological process: small GTPase-mediated signal transduction. The coding region runs from base 72 to 701 and encodes 209 amino acids. Lineage: Eukaryota; Fungi; Ascomycota; Dothideomycetes; Pleosporales; Didymosphaeriaceae. Gene Ontology annotation, molecular function: GTPase activity; GTP binding. The record is from RefSeq and is a predicted model, not a curated record. The transcript has a single exon.
CGCACCAAAAAGCAACCACGGCGUCGCUUUGAAGCUGGCCAGCGCCGCUCUGCGGUCACCUCAUAGCCAAAAUGCCGUACGACCCACUGCUGCCGCCGCCCGAGGUCAACAUCCUCCUGCUGGGGGACGACGAGGUCGGCAAGUCGACGUUCCUGUCGCGCCUCUCCCUCGGCAUCCGCCCGCACGACGACGACCUCCCGCCGUACUCGCUCCCGCAGCUGCGCGACGAGGACCAGCCCUUCACCUUCAACGUGUCGCUCUACAACCGCGGCUACUCGCUCGCCUUCUCCGACACCGCCUCGCCGACGUCGUACACGCUCCUGCGCCCCGACUUCAUCGUCCUGUGCUACGACAUCUCGCGGCGCGCCACGCUCGAGUCGCUGCGCGCGCGCUGGCUGCCCGUGGUCAACAGCCACUUCAACUACGACGAGGCGCUGCCCGUCAUGGUGCUGGGGCUGAAGCGGGAUCUGCGCAGGGAGUGGACCGACGAGGAGAAGAGGGACGGCGGCCGCGGCGAGUCCGUCAUGCCGCAGGAGGGGCUGGGCCUCGCGACCGAGAUGCUGUGCGAUCGGUAUGCCGAGUGCAGCGCGGUCACUGGCGAGCUGUGCAAGGAGGUGCUGGAAGAUGUGGCGAGGACGUGCGCGAAGACGACGACGGAGAAUGGCGCGAAGAGUCAGGUGGCACAUUGCGUUCUUAUGUGAGCUGCUGCGGGACGGUCUUCUGGCACGUCCCAUCUAUAACAACAUAUGAUCUUGUAUUCAAGCGGGAUCGGACUUGGUGAUUGACCUUAUAUUGCCGCUUCGCUCGCCUUCAGCGCCCCCACCACCGUGAAAGCCAGUACCGGAGAGACAACAUAACUG